AUGGCAGAAACAACAUCAACAACGACCAAGAACUCACCAUCAAAAACCCAAAACAGAGUAAUCUUCUGCUUACUCUACUUCAUGCUCUGCAUCAUCACUCUUUCCGCCAUUUUCUUGCUUUCGAAACCCGAUUCGACAAUCCAAGAAACAUCGCAAACACCCACAAAUCAGCUCAAUUCACUAAACCCCAUCAUCAAAUCAGCUUGUUCUUCAACUUUCUACCCUUCACUCUGUCUUUCUACUGUCUCUUUUUCCCACUUUACUACCCUCGAUCGCUUCCUCGAGGCCUCGAUUAAUCACACUAUCGGCCUCGUAUCGAGUUCUCAGCCCGAGAUUGUCGAUUUCUUUAUUCGGGAAAUGCUUAACUCUCAAGAAAAGACUGCUUUUAAUGACUGUCUUGAUAUGCUUGAUCAGACAUUGUAUGAAUUAGGCCAAGCAAUGGAUAAUCUUCGUAGCUCUUUCGGGGUUUUUCGGCCGUAUUAUGGAGAUUUGAAGACUCUUUUGAGUGCUGCUAUGCCUAAUGAGAAUACUUGCAUUGAUGGGUUCUCUGAUUUGGAGGGAAUUGAAUCAAAAUUUCAUCAGAAAAAGGGUCUCAGAAUUUAUCUUGAGAUGAAAUUGAAACCCAUUGUUCAAAUGAUUAGCAAUAUCCUGGCAAUCGUAAAACAUAUGGAAGAAAGCAUUAAACAAGAAAAAGAUGAUCAGUUGUUAUUGGAUAAUUAUAAGCAGUAUUAUUCUUCUUCGGUUCAAAGAUCGAAAACCGGGUUUCUGCCAUGGAUGAGUAAGAGGGAGAGGAGGAUGAUGGGAAGAAGGAAUUACAGAAUUAAGCCGAAUGUCGUGGUUGCGAAUGAUGGGAGUGGGAAUUACACAACAAUUGGGGAAGCAGUAAAAAUGGCGCCAAAUAUGAGUAUGAGUAGGUAUGUGAUCAAAAUUAAGGCGGGAAUUUAUAAGGAAAAUUUGGAGGUUCCAAGAAAUAAGAUGAAUGUUAUGUUCUUUGGAAGUGGGCUUAAUUCUACUGUAAUUAGUGGAAACAGGAGUAUUGUUGAUGGGUAUUCAACCUUUACUUCAGCUACUUUGACUGUAAUUGGAGACAGGUUCUUGGCCAGAGACCUGACAGUAGAGAACACAGCAAGUCCGGAGAUGUACCAGGCAGUAGCAAUCAGAGUGACGUCUAACUCUGCUUUCUUCCGAUGCAAUUUCACAUCCAACCAGGACACUCUCUACGCUCAUUCCCUCCGUCAGUUUUACCGAGAAUGCAUCAUCCAAGGUACCAUUGAUUUCAUCUUUGGGAAUGCAGCAGCCAUCUUUCACAACUGCCAAAUUCUAGCCCGGAAACCUAUAUAUGGGCAGAGCAACAUGAUCACUGCUCAGAGCAGAGAAGACCCUAAUCAGAAUACUGGGUUCUCUCUUUCCAACUGCACAAUCAGCGCAGCACCGGAUUUUCCUCUUCCUGAUCGCAGAAGAUCAUAUACCUUUCUCGGUCGACCAUGGAGGAACUACUCAAGGACAGUUAUAAUGAGGAGUUAUCUCGGAGACCUGAUACAUCCACAGGGUUGGUCUCAAUGGGAUCAAUACAGCAAUUUGGAUACAGUAGAAUACAUCGAGUACAUUAAUACUGGACCAGGGGCAGACACUAGAUAUAGAGUUAAAUGGAGAGGAUACAAGAAGAAUUGUACAGAAGAUCUAGCAAAGAGAUUUACUAUUGGAGCUUUCCUGCAUGGUCCUGAUGACUGGCUACAUACAACUGGGUUUCCUUUGUUCCAUGAUCCAUGA
Molecule: messenger RNA, 1770 nt
Organism: Chenopodium quinoa (quinoa)
Lineage: Eukaryota; Viridiplantae; Streptophyta; Magnoliopsida; Caryophyllales; Amaranthaceae
Product: pectinesterase-like
Exons: 2
Coding region: 1-1770 (589 amino acids)
Biological process (GO): cell wall modification
Molecular function (GO): pectinesterase inhibitor activity; pectinesterase activity
Source: RefSeq, a predicted model, not a curated record